AUGUUACAAGAACAGUACGAACCAACAUUAAUACUUGAUAAUGAACGGCAUUUAUUCAUUCGUUUAUUUAAAGAAAAUGAUUUAUCUAGAAAAAAAAUUCGUCCAUUCCGAAUUUUAAGUGGAUCAUUACAUUACUUUCGUGUUUUACCACAGUCCUGGUCUGAUCGUAUUGAAAAAAUGAAAAAAGCUGGUUUAAAUACCAUUGAAACAUAUAUACCAUGGAAUUUACAUGAACCAGAAAUGGGAACUUAUAAAUUUAAUGAAGGUCUAGCAGAUCUAGUUAGCUUUUUAAAAUUAGUCCAUCAAAAUCAAAUGUUUACAAUUAUUCGUCCAUCAGGUUAUAUAUGUGCUGAAUGGGAAUGGGGUGGUCUACCGAGUUGGCUGUUACAAGAUGAUCAUAUGCGUAUUCGUUCAACCCAUCCAAAUUUUUUAAAAGCAUUAAAAAAUUAUUAUUCAAUUUUAUUACCGAUUCUAUCUGAGCAUCAAUAUAAUCGACAUGGACAAGGCUCAAUUAUUGCCUUUCAAAUCGAAAAUGAAUAUGGCAGUUAUGGAGAUGAUAAAAAUUAUCUUGAAGCAAUACGUUCAAUAUAUAGUGAACAUCAUCUCAAUGAAUUAUUCUUUACAUCAGACAAUCGAUUUGAUCUUGCAAACGGCGCAUUAGAUGAUGUUUGGGCAACGGUAAAUUUCCAACGAAAUGUCAAAGAAAAUAUUGAUAAAUUAGUUGAAUUUCGUCCAAUGCAUCAUCUUAUGAUAAGUGAAUAUUGGACUGGCUGGUUUGAUUAUUGGGGUGGAACGCAUCAAACUGGUCAAAGUGGUGAAUAUAAUGCAAAAGAUUUUGAAAAAGAUCUCGAAGACAUUUUAUUAAAUUCAAAAUAUGAAAUAUCUGUGAAUUUUUAUAUGUUUUUUGGUGGUACGAAUUUUGGUUUUACCAGUGGUGGACAUCAUUUUCCAACAGGCAAAUAUUCACCACUCGUGACAUCCUAUGAUUAUGAUGCACCAUUAAGUGAAGCUGGUGAUCCAACAGAUAAAUAUUUUACUAUACAAAAUAUUAUUAAAAAAUUCUAUGAGCAAAAUCCAAAUUUAAUUAUUUAUAACCAUGAACAUGCAAUCGACGAUAAAUUUGAAAUAACAAAACCUUCGAUAUCACCAAAGAAUGCAUUAGGAAAAAUCAAUAUAUACGGUUCUAAAACAUUCGAAGAAAUUCUGAAUGAUGAUAUUUUAACAACGAAAUAUUCUGUUCAUAAUGGACCAUUAAAUAUGGAACAAGUAAAAGCUGACAAUCAAACGAUUGGUGCAUCACAAGGCUUCAUUGUUUAUACAAAUAAUAAAAUGCAAAAUUUAUUCAAAGAAAACAAAGAACAUUUUAUUGUAAUUCCAGCUAUUGCUGACAAUACUAUUGUUGUUGCCAAUGGAAAAGUUAUAUUUAAAUCAUUGCAUACAGAUAAUUCAAUUAAAUUUACUGUACCAUCGGAUACAUUGAAUCUAACCAUUAUUGUAGAAAAUAUGGGACGUAUUAAUUAUGGUUCAACACUUGAUCAUAGCCGAAAAGGCAUUCUAGAUAAAGUAUUGCUUGACAACGAAAUUGACUUAAAAGAAUGGACAGUACAUGUAUUAGAAUUUCGUCAAGGCAUGUCAAGUAUGACAGAUUGGAAUAAAUUAAAAAUUGACGAUAAAGAUGCAAAUACUAUAAAUGAUCUUACAAAUGGGCCACAAUUAUUUUACGCACCAUUUCAUAUUGAAAAUGAAAAGUCGAUACAAGAUACAUAUUUAUCAUUAAAUGCUCAAUGGACCAAAGGUGUUGCAUUUAUAAAUGGCUUUAAUCUAGGAAGAUAUUGGAGUAUUGGACCACAACUUACACUAUAUAUUCCUAAGGAAUUAUUAUUUAAAGGCUUCAAUCAUAUACAACUAUUUGAGUUAUAUACAUAUGGAAAAUCUAUCGAACUUGUUGAUACACCUGUGAUCCAUGCGUGA
Rotaria socialis is the source of this 1971-nucleotide messenger RNA. The record is from the annotation of a GenBank genome assembly. Lineage: Eukaryota; Metazoa; Rotifera; Eurotatoria; Philodinida; Philodinidae.